Molecule: messenger RNA, 1287 nt
Organism: Pundamilia nyererei
Lineage: Eukaryota; Metazoa; Chordata; Actinopteri; Cichliformes; Cichlidae
Gene: mtif3
Product: mitochondrial translational initiation factor 3
Exons: 4
Coding region: 118-978 (286 amino acids)
Biological process (GO): mitochondrial translational initiation; ribosome disassembly
Cellular component (GO): mitochondrion
Molecular function (GO): ribosome binding; translation initiation factor activity
Source: RefSeq, a predicted model, not a curated record
GGGCAGUAUAGGGGUUAUUUGAGACAAAGUAAACGAAGAAGUGCAUGGCGGAAGGAGUUACAGUAGUCACCCUGAUGCGGAGAGCAAUAAUAAACGGCACUGACACGAGUUUAGGAUAUGGCUGCAGGCUGUGUAAGAUGGGUGCUAAGCCAUGCAGUGAGAACGGUGUGUGGUGGGAGUCCCGUGUAUACGCCACCAGCCUUAAGAUUUACAAUAAGCAGCAAAAGAUGUAAUAUCAUCGCUGCCUCUUGGAGACAGUCUGCUUUCUCCACUGAAGUACACAAUACAGAACAAACUCCAGCCACGCCAAAGAAGAAAAAGCAAGAUCCCCGAGCAAAUGCCUCGAUCAGCAGCAUCGGCCGUAAGAUCCCUGAGCGUAAGAUACAGGUGAUAAGUGCAGCUGGUGAGAACCUGGGCGUCAUGCACCGUGCAGAUGUCAUCAGAAUGAUGGAUGAGGAGGGUCUCAAGUUAGUGCUACUCAGUGAGCACAAAGACCCACCAGUCUACCAGCUGAUGAGCGGCAAACAGAUCCACGAGGAGCAACUAAAAAUGCGGGAGAAGAAGAAAGCGAAAGCAGUUCCUGUGCAGGUGAAGGAGCUCAGCUUUUCAGCUGGCAUAGCGUCUCAUGACCUCACCACAAAGCUGAAGCAGGUGGAGAGCUGGCUGGAAAAGAAACACCAUGUGAAGAUCACUCUGCGGGCAGUACGUCGUGAAUCUGCAGUUAACCUGGAUGCCACUCUGGAGCAAAUCGUGGAACAAAUGGAAGUAAUGGUGGGAUUUGUCUCAAGGCCAAAAGUGAUACGUGAUGGCCAAGCAGCCGUGUGCAUCCUCCGACCGCCUUCAGCAAAGGAACUGUCACAAAAAGGAAAGAACAAGGCUGCAGAAGCACAGCCUGCCAACUCCACUUCAGAGGCCGCUCAGAGUGAAACGUCUCCUGUUGGCAGCACGGACACAACACAAGGGUCCACACAGCACUGAUGUGACAGAAAUAAAACUUUUUCACAAAAGCAAGUUGGAGUCUGUGCCUACUGCCACAACUUGUUUCGUCAAUCAGACUUUGUAGUUUAAAAGUUUAUAACCCAGGGCAUGGAGGUCCCACGGGAUACAAGACCAGGCGGUCAUGUAACCUUUGGCCAAGUAGACACAAACACAAACGCAAAAUUGCUUAACAGAGCCACAAAAUGACUGUACAGAAAACUGCAAACAACAAAAUAAAAGUGAAACAUAAUGAGAUACAGACGCACAAAAUGUCCAGAUACACAAAAUAUUUCAUGUAGGCAGCCACCA